This is a messenger RNA of Heterobasidion irregulare TC 32-1, 237 nucleotides long. RefSeq lists its product as uncharacterized. The transcript has a single exon. The record is from RefSeq and is a predicted model, not a curated record. Lineage: Eukaryota; Fungi; Basidiomycota; Agaricomycetes; Russulales; Bondarzewiaceae. The annotation marks the transcript as partial.
AUUCCCAGACCAUUGAACUGUUUUAUGCUUUAUCGAGCUGAAAAACUGGCCGAGUGGCGAAACACCCAACCUGAUCACGAUCGCAAACCGGCAAGAGUUGCGAAUGAGUGGAGAAACGAGCCGGACCACGUCAAAGAGAAGUUUCACCGUAUGGCACAAGAAGUGGCAGCGCGUCAUGCUCUCGAGCAUCCCAACUAUCGCUAUCGACCCACGAAGAGGAGCGAGAGAAAACCUAGG